This is a messenger RNA of Lotus japonicus, 2310 nucleotides long. Its product is annotated as IQ domain-containing protein IQM5-like. The coding region runs from base 305 to 1852 and encodes 515 amino acids. The transcript has 9 exons. Gene Ontology annotation, molecular function: protein binding. Lineage: Eukaryota; Viridiplantae; Streptophyta; Magnoliopsida; Fabales; Fabaceae. The record is from RefSeq and is a predicted model, not a curated record.
CCUGAUUUAGUGACAUUCAUAGAACCAGUCCUCUGCUGUCACAGUAGUACUUCUCAGUUCUCACCAUUCAUCCUUAAACACAACCCAUUAUAUUAGACUCCUUUAGCACUGCACAGAUUUUAGUUUGGUUUUUCAUAUAGCAUGUUUGGUUUCACGCUCUAGAAUUCUUAGCUUCUUCUGUAUAAAAGUGUCUUGAAUUUUAUACAAAUUGUGAAACCAAACAUGCAGUUUUAAUCUUCUACUGAUAGAAGGAAAAUCAAGAAUUAGUUAGCAAUCCAAUAAUUGAUUGGUUGGUGAAUUCCCCAUGUCAUUCAUGAGUGCUGCCAGAUCCCAUGUAUGGACUACAUUCGUGCUUCUGAGGUUUUCUCCUCCACGUCAUUUCAGGGUUAUUAGAGGAAUGAAAAUGCUAGCCAUAAGCAACGAAGGAGACAUCAAAGUGAGCUUCAAGAAAGAAAUAAAUUUUAGUGAUUUCUACAAGCCUGAUCAGUUUCGUUAUGUUAGUCAUGUAGCUGCUGAAGAACCUACCAGCUUGAAGAAAAGGAAAGUGAGAAAUCUGAAGCUUCAAACCACUUUCUCUUUCAAAUAUCUGAUUUCAGAAGAUUCUAUAUCAAAAGAGGAGGUGAAAGACUUGAUUGACAGACAAAUGUUUUCCCAUAAGAGGGUUGUUGCUGCUGCAAUAAAGAUGCAAAAAGUUUACAGGAGUUACAGGAUUAGAAGAAAGCUGGCAGAUUGUGCAGUUAUUUGCGAGGAGCUAUGGUGGAAGGCUAAAGACUUCACUGCUUCUAAUGAGUGCCUUACAACACAUGUUGACUCUGAUAAAUCAAAAUCAACUGAGGUGGCUAGAGGUGUGUCCAAAGAUGAUAAGACACAGAAACUAGCCCUGAGGCAGAAAUUAGCUCUGAGACACUGGCUUGAAGCUAUUGAUCCCCGCCAUCGAUAUGGGCACAACCUGCAUUUCUACUAUGAAGUCUGGUUUGGUAGCCAGAGUUCUCAGCCUUUUUUCUACUGGCUGGAUCUUGGGGAUGGCAAAAAAGUAAAUCUCGAGAUAUGCGAAAGAGAGCAAUUGCAGAAGCAGCGCAUAAAGUACCUUGGCCCUGAGGAGAGGCAACCAUAUGAAGUGAUUGUAAAGGGAGGUAGGCUUGUUUACAGACAAAGCAAGAACCCUGUACACACCAACACUUCUGAGGGAUCUAAAUGGAUUUUUGUUCUCAGCCCAUCCCGAAUUCUGUAUGUUGCGGAGAAGGAAAAAGGCCAAUUUCAGCACUCUAGCUUUCUGGCUGGGGGUUCUACAAUUGCAUCUGGAAGAAUGGUGGUCAACAAUGGAGUACUUAAUGUUAUAUGGCCCUAUAGUGGUCAUUACCGUCCAACAGUGAAGAAUUUCAGGGAGUUCAUCUGCUUCUUGGAGGAGCACAAUGUUGAUAUGACAGAUGUAAAGAAGCAUCCUGUUGAUGAUGAUGUCCCACCUCCUAGACCAGUUGAUGAAGAGCUGCCAUUUGAAAACAUAGAAGGUAAUGGGGUUUCAAGUGACUCAGACACUCCCAAUAAUCACGGUCAAGAAAAUGUGGGUCAGGUUGCUACCAAUGUGGAAGCUUCACUUCAACAGAACAAGCCAUUGACAUGCAAAUGGACUACUGGUGUUGGUCCUAGGAUUGGUUAUGUGGGAGAGUAUCCAAAAGAAAUCCAGCUUCAAGCACUUGAACAACUCAAUCUACCACCAAUGGACAAUCAUGAAACAUCAUUUGCAGGAAAAACACCCAUUCCCUCUCCAAGGCCUAGUCCAAAAUUCUACUUGUCACCUAGGCUUGCCAACUUGGGACUUCCUAGCCCAAGAAUAUAUGCUUUUCCUUUUUAGGACCUCUGGAAUUGGGUUUGGAUUCUCUCCGCUGACAUGACCACCGGAGAGAAAUCACAACCAUUCAAAAUAGGUUGGGUAAAAAAUAAAAUAUAUUUUAGAUGGUUGACAUCUCUCUAGUAAUCAUAUCACCGGAGAAGAUCCUCACCCCUUUGGAUAGUAUGUGCUUAUGCACUGGUUUAGCUUUACAAAUUACUUACAGUUGAGCCACUAGUAAAAUAUAUAGGAACAUAAAGGUCAGUUAACCCAACAGUUAUUUUUUCAUUUGGGUUUUUCAUGGCCAAUUCUUUGCAUCAGUUAGUUUCUGCUGAGGCCUUUUUUCCCUGUCCCCUCAGAUGGUUAGUUGCUUGUCCAAUAGUUUUUCAGAGGGGGUUGGGGCAAUCAUCCAUUCUUGUGUUAUCAAUUUGUCAUGUAAGUUAAAUAAUAUUUAUAAAUACAAAUAUUCUUUUACCCCCUUC